UUCCACAGGGCUGGAGAUCUGCGAAAGGAGGAGAGAGAGAGAGAGAGAGAGAGAGAGAGAGAGAACGGAAAUGGGACCGUCGGUGGCGGGUAUCGGGCUGGACCUGAAUCUCUGCGCCAUGACAACCGUCGGCGGCUUCCUCGAGGAGGCGGUGACCGCGGUCGAGAGCGUAGACAGCAAGGUCGCGAAACUGGAGGAGUCCGUGAGAAGUCUGGAAGAGGAGAGGAGAAAGAUCGAGGCUUUCAAGCGCGAGCUCCCUCUCUGUAUGCUUCUCAUCACUGAUGUAAUAGAGGGGUUGAAGAAGGAGCUUGAGAGGUGCCGAGGCGAGAGAUUCGCUCGUGCCUGCGAAGCGCACAAUCCCAUUAACAGUAAGUGCGGUGAGGAGGGAGGGGUGAAGCUGGAAUCAGAGAGCAAGAACAAGACCAGCUGGAUGAGUUCCGCACAGCUGUGGACUACAGUGAAUAACAAUAAGGAUGAUUAUAGCAUCACAGAAGAGAGAAAUGCAAAAGCCGCUCGCCGUGAGGAGGAGAGCUUGUUCUCAGAAUCCAAAAGCCGGAGGCCGGUGGGCGCAUUCGUGCCGUUUAAAGGCAUGUCUCCGUUUGUGAUGAACUCUAAGGAGGAGGUGAAGCCGAGAGUGAUGUUGCCUGACCUCCCUCUGCAGUCACCUGCGGUCAGAAACGCCUUUUGCCCUAUUUCUGCCGCCGCGGAGGACCAUUCUCUCAGUCUCUCGGGUUCUCAGGGAGUUGGUGGAGCUGCGGCAUCGGCCCUGGCGAUGGCAGGCACCUGCCUUAGCUUGCAGGUGCAGCAGCAGCAGCCACCAAGAAAAGCAAGGCGUUGCUGGUCGACAGAGCUGCAUCGCCGGUUUGUCCUUGCUCUCGAACAACUCGGUGGUGCUCAAGUGGCUACUCCAAAACAAAUCAGGGAACUGAUGCAGGUGGAUGGCCUCACCAAUGAUGAAGUGAAGAGCCACCUGCAGAAAUAUCGGUUGCAUGCGCGAAAAAUGCCUAAUUCUUCACCUAUUGUUGAUCAACCAGUUGUGGUUUUAAGAGGACUGUGGGUUCCUCCAGAGAAUUACACUACUUCACCACAGCAGAGUGUUUCACUUUCUGGCUCUCCUCAAAGCCCUCUUCAGCUAGCUGGAUCUAAUCUAGCAGUAUCUGCUACUGCUGGAGAUAGCUGUGAAGAAGAUGGGAGGUCAGAGUGCUGUAACUGGACAUGGGGGGAAGUGUCUGCUGAACAUAUUUAGCAGGAGGUUUUAGAAUCAGAGAGUUACUAUGUGAAGAGAGGAUUUUAGGUGAACUAUGAAGAGUGACAUAUUACUCCCAUUGUAUAGAGAUAGAUAUUUCAGAGUUUUGAAGAACUUGCAGGAUCUGAUCAGAUUGGAGAAUGAUAUGAGAAAAAGGGAUCACUUGUGCUGAGUAGAGGAGUCUUAGAGUUCAUCCUAAAGUGUUUUUGGUAGCUCAUGAGUUUUCUUCCUUAAUUUUUGGACCCGGAAAAGCCGAGAGUUGGUUUUUGAUGUUUGAACAUCUCUUAUUAGUGCCACUUCCUCUUGAACGAAAACACAAAAGAGGUUCUGCUGGUUUUGCACAUGAUGUGUCUUAGAAUUUUUCAGCCAAAGUUUGGUUGUGUUCCAAUUUUUAUCGAUGUCACAGGAAAUAAUACUACGUUGGUGCUGA
This is a messenger RNA of Musa acuminata subsp. malaccensis (wild Malaysian banana), 1676 nucleotides long. RefSeq names its product transcription factor HHO2. Gene Ontology annotation, molecular function: DNA binding; DNA-binding transcription factor activity. Gene Ontology annotation, biological process: regulation of DNA-templated transcription. The record is from RefSeq and is a predicted model, not a curated record. Lineage: Eukaryota; Viridiplantae; Streptophyta; Magnoliopsida; Zingiberales; Musaceae.